GAGGGCAAUUUUACGGCACUCGUUUAGGAACUCGCUCACAGGAAGGCUACUAGUUUCAAAUGGUUCUUUAUUCUGCAUAAUCUGUUCAACAUAUGUUGAAGUUUGUCAUUAUAGCCUAUUCAAAUAGACCAUUUUGCAAGAACAAAUGCCUUCUAAAGUAUUCCUGAAAGUAAAUUGGCUUUGUACUUUCGUUUUCAUGGUUAAGAAACUUUAGAGUUUGGAGAUUGCUUGCGUUAUUAUUUUUCAAACUAUUAUCUUUCAAACUGCUUUAUCAAGCAGGAUGGAUUUAAUGGUGCGCAACCCGGAUGUCAAGCAGAGAGACGCAGCUCAGGCUGUGGUUGUUGCAGUGUCAUCAGAUGCAAUUUUUGACCCAGAAGUUGAGCAAGUCCAUGGAGCAACAGAACCUUUGAGAAAGGGAGAUGCUUUUUCUUUCAUGAAGGCCAUCCAGGUAGUGAAUGAAAGACUGCUGACCAUGAACUCUGAUGAGACAUUGCUGUUUGAUGUGAUUCUGCUGUCCAAUGACAGCGAAGAAAAACACUCACGGAUCAUUGCCAGUGCAAAACAUUAUGGUCUUGAUAUUGGCAGAUUUUGCUUCUGCAACAAGGAGGAUUCCAUUGAGAGCCUGCAAUCAAACAACGUGAAACUGUUCCUAUCAAUGGAUACUAAUGAUGUGUGCAAGGCCUUACAAAAAGGUGUUCCAGCAGCCCAACUGUACCGUCAGACAGACCCACAUCAGACAGAGGAUCAGCUCAAAGUGGUGUUCUCAGGAGACGUGAUUGGAUCCUCAGAGGAGAUGCUGCCUGGCCUAAGAGAACAGGGCUUCACCGAGACCCAGCUGCAGGGCUUUAAAACUGCAAAGGGUUCCAUGAAAGAGUUUACCGUAUUGAUGGGAGAGAUGAGGAGGAGGUUUGGGUUGGAGGGCAGCCCCCUCUGCACCGGCCUGAUGACAGUGUGGAGCUCCAGGGAUGUGUGUGCCAGCGCCCUGAAGACUCUACGAGGCUGGGGACUGCUUGUGGAUGAGGCCUUUUGCCUGGCCGGAGCCCCUCGUAGCCCCAUCCUUAACUUGGUACGGCCUCACAUACUCUGCCUCGAUGGCCUGUAUCACAUGGAGGGGUUCACUGCAAUGUCAUGAUGGAAUCUUUGGAAUGCAAGAAAGAUUAUUUGGAAGGUAAGAAGGGUUUUACAUAGAACCCUUCUGAAUCUGAAUAAGCUUUUUAUCUAUUUUAUAUUUUAAAUAGUGACCGAGCAUUAGUGUUUGAACUUUAGCAUCAGGAGUGAGUAAUCUGAUGUGUAAAAACAUAGGUUUGAGAAUGUUUUAAACUGUACCUAUAUGGGAAUAUUUGUGUAUGCAUCUGGUAUUCCCUUGAUCAUUUUACGUAUAUAGUAGACAUAGUGGUUAUUUUUGACAUGAUUUCUGUCUUUCUAUUAUUUUUAUUAUUUUCUGUUAUUUUAUUAAGCUGAAAGUAGGAGAAUAAAAGGGAAUAAGUUAACCGGCUGUUGAUGUUUCACUGUAACAUGUAUAGUGUUGAUUCAGGAGUUAAAUUAACUUGACACUCAGAGGUGUAAAAGAACCACACUGUUGGUGUUCAUAACCAGAGUUGAGUGUGCUUUUGUCAUAUUUACUCUGUGUAAAGUAAAACACUCAAAACCAG
This is a messenger RNA of Salmo salar (Atlantic salmon), 1652 nucleotides long. RefSeq names its product cytosolic 5'-nucleotidase 1A. Gene Ontology annotation, molecular function: 5'-nucleotidase activity; magnesium ion binding; nucleotide binding. Gene Ontology annotation, cellular component: cytosol; cytoplasm. The record is from RefSeq and is a predicted model, not a curated record. Gene Ontology annotation, biological process: adenosine metabolic process; nucleotide metabolic process. NCBI's taxonomy places the organism in Eukaryota, Metazoa, Chordata, Actinopteri, Salmoniformes, Salmonidae.